AUGCUUUCAGCAGACUCCAUUGAGGAUCUUUACAAUAGUCUAAAGGAAAUUGGACAUGAAGAGGUCGAAAUUUUCCAAGACCACUCUUCAAAGCUUGCAAUCGACGAAAAUAAGUCUGGAAAACAGGACAUUGUGAACAGAUUUCUUGAGCCCUCCAAUGUGCUGUCCUGGGACUUGUUGGACCUUUUUCAAGAUGUUCCUGAGAUGAACUUUCUCGGCGACGAAACCAAUCCCCGGGCAAAAGAUUAUGACUACAAAGAGUUUCUUGAGAUUCCUGAUCUAAUUAAUAGAACAUCGUAUCAUUUCAAAAGACGGGGCCUAGAAGGGAGAAUUUCCAGUUACAAAGAAUCCGUGAAUCUGAACGAAGUAGCAAACGCUAACGCUUCAAACUCUUUAUCACUGUCAAGGAAGAUAGACCAAGAGAGUAACACUCUUAGGGGUUCCACCGCGCAUCUUCCCUUCACACCAGGUGGCCUUUCAAUGACAACGUUAAAUCAACCAGACGAUGUCAGUGCAAUGGCAGCUGCGACAAAACUGCUGCAUAGAGACGAACAGGGCCUCUUUGAUGUUCCACAAGGUUUAGAGCGAGGAAUAAUCCCACAGGAAGUCGCAAUUCAAGAUUCGCAUGAAAUUCAGGAACUGAAUACGUUGAAUGAAAUUGAUAAUGAAGCGGAAAAUAUAAGGGAGAUAGAAGAGAGUCGUGAGCUCGAAGAACAAAAUGUGGGUGAGCAAACAAAUAGAUCCAUUUUGAAAACCCAAAGCAGUGAAGAACAAGAUGGCAACAUUGACGAUUUGCUUCCUAUUGGCAUAGAUUUUGGUCGGACCAUUCGCACGGCAAAAGACCUUUUCAGUCACAAAGACUGGGCUCAUGUGGUAGAUUUGAAUCAUAAGAUUGACAACUUCGAAGAAUUAGUUCCAAAUCCGGCCAGAACGUGGCCAUUUGAACUGGAUGUAUUCCAAAAAGAAGCAGUAUAUCAUUUAGAACAAGGUGAUUCCGUGUUUGUUGCUGCACACACGUCAGCUGGUAAAACAGUGGUCGCGGAGUAUGCGAUCGCUAUGUCAAAGAGAAACAUGACAAAAACAAUCUACACCUCCCCGAUUAAAGCUUUAUCUAAUCAAAAGUUUAGAGAUUUCAAAGAAACUUUCGAGGAUGUUGAUGUCGGGUUGAUUACUGGUGACGUUCAAAUAAACCCAGAGGCUAACUGUCUAAUCAUGACUACCGAAAUCUUAAGGUCUAUGUUGUAUCGCGGUGCUGAUCUAAUCAGAGAUGUCGAAUUUGUUAUUUUCGAUGAGGUACACUACGUCAAUGAUCAAGAUCGUGGUGUUGUCUGGGAAGAAGUCAUUAUCAUGCUUCCUCAACAUGUUAAGUUCAUUCUUCUUUCGGCAACUGUUCCCAAUACAUUUGAAUUCGCCAAUUGGAUUGGAAGAACAAAGCAAAAAAAUAUUUACGUGAUAUCCACUCCAAAGAGACCUGUUCCACUAGAGAUUAACAUAUGGGUGAAAAACCAACUCAUUCCAGUCAUCAAUGGGAAACGUGAAUUUCUCGAGUCAAAUUUUAAAAAGCAUAAGGAGCUCAUAUCUGGUAGCAGCACGCUGAAGGGCCCAGGUGGUGAUAAGAGUAAAAAUAGUACUAAUUCUCGCGGUGGUGCUGCGCGUGGAGGCGCCGCUCGUGGUGGGAGAGGAAGAGGGGGGUCUCGUGGCGCUGGUGCAGUGGGUUCAAAUAGAAGCGAAUUUUACAAGAGAAGUGCUCCUAACAAGAAAACGUGGCCUAAUUUGGUCAACUAUUUGAAGUCUCACGACUUGCUACCCGCAGUAAUUUUCGUAUUCAGCAAGAAGCGGUGCGAAGAAUACGCAGACUGGCUCGAGGGAGUGAAUUUUUGCGGUAACAAGCAACGUUCCCAAAUCCAUAUGUUUGUUGAAAAGUCCAUCACACGUUUAAAAAAGGAAGAUAGAGAUUUGCCUCAGAUCUUAAAGAUGCGUUCUUUGUUGGAACGAGGUAUCGCCGUACACCACGGUGGCUUGCUACCAAUUGUGAAAGAGCUUAUAGAGAUGUUAUUUGCAAAGGGCCUUGUAAGUGUCCUUUUUGCGACUGAGACAUUCGCAAUGGGAUUAAAUUUACCAACCAGGACUGUUGUCUUCAGUGAAAUUCAGAAACAUGAUGGGAAUAGUCUCCGAAAUUUGAAUCCUGGUGAAUUCACCCAAAUGGCUGGGAGAGCUGGUCGGAGAGGUAUCGACGAAACUGGUACCGUUAUUGUAAUGUCCUACACAUCUCCUAUAGAGCAAGUUUCAUUUAAAGAGGUUGCACUAGGUGUCCCUACUAAGUUACAAUCUCAGUUCAGAUUAACAUACAAUAUGAUCUUAAAUCUUUUAAGAAUUGAAGCAUUGAGGGUUGAAGAGAUGAUCAAAUACUCAUUCAGUGAGAAUAGUAAACAGACUCUACUACCUGAACAUGAAAAAAAGAUUAAAGAAUUACAAAGGCAAUUAGAUAGUAUUGAGCUUUACGAAUGUCCUUGCUGCAGGAAUGAUAUUGACAAAGCACUUGAUGCCACUAUCAAAUACAAAGAGUACACGAAGGAUAUCAUGAAAGAGCUGAGUAAUGGUAGUGCGAUUUUUCGGAUUUUGAAUGUAGGGAGACUUGUUCUGUUCCGAGAUGACAAGGACUGUCCUAAACUCGGAUUUAUAUUCAGAAAUACCCCCAAAGAACACCAGACUGUGGUGAUGACAAUUACUGAGCCAAAUACAUUGGAAGAUGGAAACCCUAAUCAUCUUCCUUUCCUUUCCACAUUACCAGACUUUGUGAAACACAAUUUCCGUGCUUUCAAAGAGACAGAAUUUUAUAUGGAAAGCAUUUCGAUCUCACAAAUCGAAAUAGUAAGUGCAUUCACACUCAACGUUCCUAUGACUGACAUAAUGAAGCAAGAACCAGAAGCCAUGAAGAAGUUCCAUAGUGAAGUGGCGCUAAUUUUAAAGAUUGUGAGGAAGCUUCGCGAAACCAAAUAUGAGAAGAAGGGCAGUUUGAAAAUCCACCAAGCAAUUCUUGACAGGGAAAAGGUAAAGAUUGAAUUUGCUGCGUUGGAUUGUUUAAGGUGUAAAAACUUUGCCAAGCAUUUCCUGCCCAGGUAUCGCCAAUUUGAAAUUGAAAGAGAGAUAAAGUCAUUAUAUCAUUUGAUGUCUGAUCAAAACCUAAAUUUACUGCCAGAUUAUGAACAACGUUUGUCAGUUUUGAAGGAAACAGGAUUCAUUGAUCACAAUCACAAUGUGUUACUCAAGGGAAGGGUUGCUUGCGAGAUUAAUUCGGGUUAUGAAUUGGUUCUAACAGAGUUAAUUUUGGAUAAUUUCUUGGGCGACUUCGAGCCGGAGGAAAUUGUUGCCCUUCUAUCAGUAUUUGUCUAUGAAGGGCGGACAAGAGAAGAUGAACCACCUGUCACAACACCAAGGCUAGGCAAGGGUAAAAAGAGGAUUCAGGAAAUUUAUCAACAGAUGCUAUCUGUAUAUGAAAAGCAUCAGGUUCCGCUUACCCAGGAAGAAGCGGAGUUUCUGGAUAAGAAAAGGUUUGCAUUAAUGAAUGUGGUCUAUGAAUGGGCUAGGGGUUUAUCUUUCAAAGAAAUUAUGGACAUGAGCGUCGAAGCAGAGGGAACAAUUGUUAGAGUCAUCACAAGAUUAGAUGAAAUCUGUCGCGAGGUCAAAACAGCUUCCAUUAUCAUUGGUAACUCCAGUUUGCAUAUGAAAAUGUCUCAAGCCCAAGAGCUCAUCAAGAGAGACAUUGUUUUCGCUGCAAGUCUGUACUUGUGA
Messenger RNA from Lachancea fermentati, 3792 nucleotides. The record is from the annotation of a GenBank genome assembly. Lineage: Eukaryota; Fungi; Ascomycota; Saccharomycetes; Saccharomycetales; Saccharomycetaceae.